Messenger RNA from Stereum hirsutum FP-91666 SS1, 914 nucleotides. Its product is annotated as proline-specific peptidase. The transcript has 3 exons. The record is from RefSeq and is a predicted model, not a curated record. Bases 1 to 855 code for a protein of 284 amino acids. Gene Ontology annotation, biological process: proteolysis. NCBI's taxonomy places the organism in Eukaryota, Fungi, Basidiomycota, Agaricomycetes, Russulales, Stereaceae. Gene Ontology annotation, molecular function: peptidase activity.
AUGCACGAGCAUACCCACCAGACAUGGUUCAAAGCCUUCGGCGACCUCUCGUCUAAUCGUCCUCAGACCGUCACUCCUCUCAUUACUCUCCAUGGCGGACCAGGUCUAUCUCAUGACUACAUGACUCCCAUCACCGACAUCACCACCACCGACUCCAUCCCCGUCAUCCUCUUCGAUCAACUCGGCAGCGGUCGUUCCACUCAUCUCCGAGACAAGCCCCCAUCAUUUUGGAACAUCGACCUCUUCAUCAACGAACUCGAAAACCUCAUCUCCUAUUUCAAGUUGACCUCCUUUGACAUCAUCGGCCACUCAUGGGGCGGCAUGCUCGGUCUCGAGUUCGCCAUUCGUCGCCAGCCAUCAGGUCUGCGGCGUCUCGUGCUAGCAAGCGCACACCCGGAUAUGGCGCUGUGGAACCAAUCGAACAUGCAGCUGAUGAAGGGGAUGGACGAGGAUGUACAGCAGGGCUUAAUGAAGGGUUUUGCGGAUCCGCAGGGGUAUAGGGCCGCGCUGGAUAAGUUCCAUGCAGUCCACGGGUGUAGAAUCCAGCCCUUUCCAAAAGAAUUCGUGACUUCUUUGGAGAUGAUCUUUGGGGAGAACGGCGAUCCGACAGUGAGCAUGGCGAUGUUCUCCGGGGAGCUCAAGGCCUGGUCCGUCGUCGACCGACUGCAUGAAAUCCGGGUACCUACACUCGUCAUCAACGGACGCUACGAUGUCUCUCAAGACUUCGUCUGCGAGCCUUUCUUCCGCCACAUUCCCAAGGUCAAAUGGAUCACCUUCGAAAAAUCCAGUCACAGUGCACAGUUUGAGGAGAGAGAGAGGUACAUGCAGGUUCUCGUGAGCUUUUUGAGGACGUAGUGAAAUGGAGAGUGAAAAUCUGGAAUAUUCCAGUCGUACACGCGGCAACGCUGUAAGAU